AUGGGAACCUUCAAAACUCGAUUGGAUGAGAGCCUAACCAUGAUGGUUCUCCUUUUUCUUUCUCUCUUAAUUUCUGAUUGCUUUUGCUUUGCCUCUCUGUGGCAAAACCAAACGUACUAUCGCCUCAAGUAGCUUCAUCUCCCCAAACAAUUUUGCCAACUACCCAACUUUCCAUUCCUGAAGGAGUUUUUGGAAUAUCCCACAAAAUAUCAAGGAUCCAAACCAAUAGAGAAAGCAGUUCAAACAACCAUGGCGAUCAAGUUGAGUACAUUUGCUGGUGGCUCGUGGUGGCCAACCAACAGUGAGAAUGUAGAGAAAGUGGUGCCGAAGUUUGAAGGCUUCGAAGAGUUUGGUGGCGACGUCAUGCAUGCUUGUGACUACAAAUCCGGCGAGAGUUAUAGUGGGGAGCGUGUAUUAGUUGUUGGUUGUGGGAAUUCGGGCAUGGAGGUCCCCCUGCAUCAUGUAGAACAUCCCGAAGCCAUCUUCUUCUCCAUAGUUGUCCCCUUGAGAUGCUCUAUAUUGGAAUAA
Molecule: messenger RNA, 528 nt
Organism: Corylus avellana
Lineage: Eukaryota; Viridiplantae; Streptophyta; Magnoliopsida; Fagales; Betulaceae
Source: RefSeq, a predicted model, not a curated record